Messenger RNA from Histoplasma mississippiense, 1473 nucleotides. RefSeq lists its product as hypothetical. NCBI's taxonomy places the organism in Eukaryota, Fungi, Ascomycota, Eurotiomycetes, Onygenales, Ajellomycetaceae. Gene Ontology annotation, molecular function: DNA binding. The record is from RefSeq and is a predicted model, not a curated record. The coding region runs from base 1 to 1473 and encodes 490 amino acids. The transcript has a single exon.
AUGGGCAACGGCACAGCUGCAGUACUAGAGCCGACAUUCACCGGCUAUGUCGCCACGACACAAGAUGCGCUGAUCCUCUUCGAAGCCUGUCUCACAGGUAUCCUCCACCAUGUCCCACGACGUCCCCACGAUCGAGAGAGAAGUCAACUGGUGAAAAGUGGUAGUGUUUUUAUCUACGAAGAAAAUGCGUCUGGUAUCAAGCGAUGGACGGACGGCGUUACCUGGAGCCCGAGCCGCAUCCUGGGCAAUUUCCUCGUCUACCGUGAACUUGAUAAGCCAUUUCCUCCGGGUGAGAAGAAGCGCGCGAUGAAAAAGGGCAAUCGGCGCCCAACAUCAACUGGGAGACCAGGGGAACCGUACCCACGACCCCAAGAGAGCAAUGGAACUACAUACUCGCCCGCAACAUCGCCAGGCGCAGCUCCAUAUGGAGAACGGAACCAGCAAUCGGAGCUGGAGAGACAACUGGUGGGCUCCCUCGUGGACUCUUACGGGUUCAAGGAUUCCGGAUUAGUGAAGAAAACCAUGAGCGUGACGGUGUCGGGUGUGACCCAUCAUUUGGUAUCAUAUUACAGUGUUGAAGAUGUCAUGUCAAACCGCCUCCAUACCCCGAUGCAGCACGAGAGUUUGAGAUAUAUACGUCCACGCGCAGAACUCACCACCAAGCAGAGCUUCCGUGCCCCAAUUGACGACUUUGAUCACGCUACACUGGAAGAUGCAGACCCGACUUCCGCCCUAUAUGCGUAUCGUUCUACACUAAGCGGCGCGCAGGCGUACGCGGUACCGAGUUCCGGACCGUCAUAUUACCAACUACCCGCCUACGGUGCACCCCCUGGCUAUGCAGUUGGCGCAGCAGGGCUGGCAGGCCAUCCGGCAUCCAAUCCAUACCUAGCAAAUACUUCCAAUUCAGCCGACAUUCCUCCAAAGCAAGACAGCUACCCUUUCCGGAGCUCUGCAUCAUACCCGCCCGGCUAUAACCCGAUGAACCCCAGCAUGCAGCAACCCUUGUCUGCUUCCACGAUGUCCUCUUCCCUCAACACUGUCCUGGCUGAUAGGAGUCAGCAGCAGCAACAACCCAGUAGUGCUGGCCUUUACCGAAAUCCGGCAUUACAGCCGCGCAAUGUGGCCCCAGAUUCGUCUUCGGGCGCCGUCGACCCCAGCUCUGCCUACUCGCGAGGAACCUUUGGCGGGAUGGAUUCAGCAGAUCAACAAAACGUUGGACAGCAUCCGCCCUACAAUCCUGCAACGAGACGGGAAUCGAGUUCCUUGGUGGCCAACGUUUCUUACUAUAAUGGGGACCGCCAGCCUCAACAACCUCAAUCGCAGCCGCCGUCACAGCCUCAACAAUCACACCAGCCGCCUCCGCAGCCGCCGCAACAACAAUAUUUCCCCGGCCCUACCCACUCGGCGCAUGCUUCCAGCUAUCAGCCGGGACCCCCGGCGUCGAUGUCAUGGAAUACGGCUGCAACAGGUUGA